This is a messenger RNA of Vespula pensylvanica (western yellowjacket), 2692 nucleotides long. It is a transcript of the gene DopEcR, whose product is annotated as G-protein coupled receptor 52. The record is from RefSeq and is a predicted model, not a curated record. Gene Ontology annotation, biological process: G protein-coupled receptor signaling pathway. The transcript has 5 exons. The coding region runs from base 824 to 1765 and encodes 313 amino acids. Gene Ontology annotation, molecular function: G protein-coupled receptor activity; peptide binding. Lineage: Eukaryota; Metazoa; Arthropoda; Insecta; Hymenoptera; Vespidae. Gene Ontology annotation, cellular component: membrane.
AGAGAAGAAGGGAAGGAACUUGGCUGUUCUUCUCUCCCUCGAUUCUCUCUGCUAGUAGUAAAGCCCAGGCCGGGUCAGCCGAGAGACUGCGAACAUGCACGGACGUGCGUGCCUCGCGUGCAAAACUCGCAUAGAGAUCGCGUAGCGAGCUACCGUUUUAGUUUCAAGAGGAUUCGAGAUUAUUUGCUGGAAGCUACCUCUCCUUUUCCUCUUCUCUUUCUCUCUUUGUGAUCGAGUUCCAAUCUAAAGAGAGAGGGAGAGAGAAAGAGAGAGAUGUGUUAGAAGAGAAAGACCGAAAGGAGUCCAGUUUUUUGGCUGAAUAAGAGAAAGGAAGAAAGAGAAAGAGAAAGAACAUCGAGAGACCCUGACACGAGGGUAAAAAAAGUGGCGCGAGCACGGAAACUCGGCCGAGAACGGUGGAGCUUCGAGCAACACAACGAGGCUACUAAGCGACGUCGUCGGGAUGAAAUCGCGAAGCGAUGCUACUCUAUCGAUUCUUCAACAAGAUCGUCGAAGAUGUGAACCGUUUGCCGAGGACUGUAUCGCAUGAAGGGCUCCAAGGUUUGAGUCAAGUGGAACGACGGACGUAGAAGAUCGAAAAACGGGAGAAAAAAAGAGAGAGGAAAAGAGAGAGUGAACGAGCAAAAGAGAAAGAGAGAGAGAGAGAGAGAGAGAGAGAGAGAGAGAGAGAGAGGAGAAGAGAAGAGAAGAGAGAGAGAGAAAGAGUGAGAGAGAGAGGGUUUCGUGAAGAAAGAAGGCCGUAAAGAAGGGUAAAAGGAGUUAGAAGGGCGGGUGGGGGGAUGCAGCUCGAAAGGGUGGCGGCAUGGAGGAGCCCUCGCUGGAGGCUCUCAUGCAGGCAGGCCUCAUCUUCGUGGUCUGUGUCGCCAUCAUCCUCUCGAAUCUCCUCAUCAUCGCCACAUACCUCAAUUUCCGUGGUCCCUCCGAGGUGAUAAAUUACUACUUGCUGUCGCUGGCUUCGGCGGACCUUCUUUGCGGUCUGCUAGUGGUUCCGCUCUCCGUAUAUCCGGCUUUGGUGCGAAGAUGGGUCUACGGAGACAUCGUGUGUCGUCUGGUCGGAUAUCUCGAAGUUACCCUCUGGGCGGUAUCCGUCUAUACCUUCAUGUGGAUUUCCGUCGAUCGUUACCUAGCCAUCAGGAAACCACUCCGAUACGAGACCGUUCAGACGAAAACUCGAUGUCAAUGCUGGAUGGUCUUUACGUGGAUCAGCGUUGCCAUGAUGUGCUGUCCGCCUCUUCUUGGCUUUAACAAGCCGAUCUUUGAUCGCGAGGCUUUCAUCUGCAUGCUCGAUUGGGGCAACAUGGCCGCUUACACUAUCACCUUGUCGAUCCUCGUACUAGGACCAUCGGUAAUCACCAUCGUCUAUACCUAUUUCUACAUCUUCUCGAUGAUGAGACGACUGAAAUCGGGCGUACUGAUUCACGACAAAGAAUAUGCUACUGCGCUUUCUGAAAAUUUGAGUAACCCGAGCCACAUCAUGUCCUUCGUCCUGGUGAUGGCUUUCUGGAUAUCCUGGGCACCCUAUGCAGGAGUCAGGAUAUAUGCUGUCAUUAACGGACCUCCUCAGGUACCGUUUCUACACUUUGCCGUGGUAUGGCUAGGGGUGACAAACGGUUUUUGGAAGGCGAUCGUCCUCGGAACUCUCAGUCCUCAGUUUCGGCUCGCUGCGCGUGUUCUUUGCUUGACGGUGUGCUGUCGACACAGAAUGCUUCCGCCGGAGCUUCUCGGCCUCGACGACGACGACUAAAAAUUGAACGAAACGCCUACGCGAGAACGACGAUUGCUUUCCUACCUUUACGCGCGACGCAUUCCUAAAGCAUCCAGCUUUUCCUAUUUUCAAGCUUCCUCUUUUACUUUCUCUCUGUCUCUCUCUUCUUUUCUCUGUCCUUCUCUUUCUUCCUUUCUCUCUUUCUCUAUCCCUGUCUCUCAUCUUUCUCUCAUCUUUUUUCCCUCAUUCCCGUUCCCGUUUUUCCUAGCGUGCGCUCUUUAAACUAGUCAAGGUCGUUGUCAUACCCGGAACGACGACCGUCGAUGCAUUUUCUCUUCUUUUACUCCUCAAAGCGUGAAAAAAAGCCACACAUCAGGCUCAGAUUUGUUCAAUCACGGUCUACGUUGUGCACAGAAGCAACGUGGAACUGCAUCCUCGCAAGCCGUUAGCAGAGAGAGCAAGCGAAGCAAGACCGACCUAAUGCGCGUGCAAAAUAUCGAACUACGUCGGCUUCGACAAAAGGAAAAGAGAGGAAAAAAAGCGAAAGGGGAAGGAGAAAAAAUAAUACUCGAUCCGUUCAGUCGCCGUUCGCGCGGUUGAGCGUGAAGCACGCAGAUACACAGCGAAUUACGUACGUUUCGUUGAACGUAUAACGUAUUAUCCGUGAAACCGUUUCCAGAGCAGCCUUUAUCGAUACGUCCGCUCGGUUCUCAUUUAAACAUGAAUUAUCACGAAUUUUCAGCACGGCAAUAUACGACGAAUCUUGCAAUUAACGAUGAUCAAGAUGUGAUUUGUCGCAUUUAAUAUCCUUUCGGCACUCAAUUUUGCAAAGUUCAUUUUAAAACGUUUUUAAAUUUCCUUUUUUCUGAGAUAUAAAAAGUUAAAACUAUACUUUUCAAUAAGAAAAGAAAGUCUAAUAUAAAAAAAAUAUAACAAUGAAUUAUCCUAUAUAUUUUAUCUAUGAGA